AUGGAUCCUGAACAUUAUUUUCCAUCUCCUUCACUCUCCUCAACCAGGUGGUGGUCGAAGGAGACGGUGGCGGUGGUGACCGGAGGAAACAAGGGCAUAGGGUUUGCUCUUGUGAAACGUCUUGCAGAGAUGGGACUUACCGUAGUGUUAGCUGCUAGAGACAAGCAAAAAGGAGAGGAUGCUGUAAAGAACAUUCCAGCACCUCAUCGUGUACACUUUUUACUCCUUGAUGUAUCUGAUCCUGAUUCUAUCAAAACCUUUGCAUCCUCAUUCAAAGCCAAAUUUGGAGCCACUUUGGAUAUUCUUGUGAAUAAUGCAGGUGUAUCAUUCAAUGAGCUCCAUCAGAACUCAGUGAACCACGCAGAAAGUGUCAUGAAAACAAAUUUCUACGGUCCCAGGUUACUUAUUCAGGAACUCCUUCCUCUCUUUCGUCGCUCAUCUUCUUCCAUCACACGCAUUCUCAAUGUUAGUUCAAGACUCGGCUCUCUCAAUAAGGUGAGAAACGAGGAAAUGAGAAGAAUUCUAGAGAGAGAGGAGUUGAAGGAAGAGGAGAUAGAAGAAAUGGUGAAAAAGUUUCUAAGAGAUGUAAGAAAUGGGAUGUGGAAGAGUGAAGGGUGGCCAAUGUAUUGGACAGACUAUGCAGUAUCGAAGCUGGCUCUAAAUGCAUACUCGAAGGUGUUGGCUAAGAGAUACAAGACUGAAUUGAUGAGUGUGAAUUGUUUUUGCCCUGGUUUCACUCAAACCUCGAUGACUAAAGGGAAGGGCACUCAUACUGCUCAUCAAGCUGCUUCUCUUGCUGCCACACUUGCCUUGCUUCCGCCGCACCACUUGCCCACCGGGAAAUUCUUCUUGCUUAGAAAUAAUAAUGACUUCCGUGUUGCUGAUUCUAAACUUUGA
Molecule: messenger RNA, 897 nt
Organism: Lathyrus oleraceus (garden pea)
Lineage: Eukaryota; Viridiplantae; Streptophyta; Magnoliopsida; Fabales; Fabaceae
Product: (+)-neomenthol dehydrogenase
Exons: 4
Coding region: 1-897 (298 amino acids)
Cellular component (GO): membrane
Source: RefSeq, a predicted model, not a curated record